AGUUCUCGCAUUCUCUUCAGUAGCGGCGGCUGUGCAACUUCUUCGACACUUUCGGAGUGAAAUAAGCGUGCGAAAAUUCGCGCGAUGUCUGAAUAUUUUCUACUACGAAUCUUAAAAAUUCUAAAAUUGUGAGUGAAAGUGGCGUGACUGUACUAACAGGAAAGUUUUGCCCUUUGAAGUAAAAUAUACAAUGUUUGUGAGAACGGAUCACUUAUGGAGGUAGCUGGUUUGUUGUUCUUGAUGCUACCAUGCCUGGCAUACGCGAUGGGAGGAAUGACGGAUGUUAGCCUAAGGAUCACCAGGCAGAACAAAGGGGAUGUCUUCACCCCAGAAGAUGUGAAAUCAUGCACUCCCGAAACUUGCGUGGGUUUGAGCAGCGGUACGGCUUCAGCCCCAUCAUAUAGCGACCCAUGCACCUGCCAAUGUCACCCCCAUUUGCCCGCAUUCAGAGAAGACCUACGAAUAUGCGUGGACGAUAUUCACGAAUGUAUGCUGGCACCCUUCGUGGGAGGCUCCACUUCGGAGACGAUUCCUUUCGUGUUUCUGCCUCUCAAAGGCCAGAUCAUCCAUCCCAGCAAGGAGAUCAGCUUUUCGGGUGUGCAAACUCCGAUUUGCGCCGUUUCCGGAGCGAAAUUUCUGACCGAGUCCGGGUGGGUGGACUUGCGGAAUCCCGUCGAUACCGAUGUGCCGUUCCGGUUAUUCCGCGAUGAAGGCCGCACGUUUUUGCAGUGGGUCGGUGAGGCGGAUCUACGGAGUAAGAUGUCCGGACGACUGGUCCUCGUCUACUUGAUGUGUCGGGAACUGGCCACCAAUGAACCUCUCACACCAACGGGGUACACGCUUUUCUCGCCAUGUGUUGCCUUCAGGGUAGUGGGGUCCCCGACGAAAUUCCUCAGCAAUGUCAGCGAAGUGGCUUUCUCAACAGAUGCUCAUUCAUCUUCUGAAAAUUCGAAUAGGUUAAGUGUGUCCGAAUACGUCGCUAUUGGAACAUGUAGCGUGCUACUCGGGCUGAUUUACGUCGCUUCGGUCUUCCUUUAUGUCCAUUUGAAGAAAAGAAAUAAGGAUACUUCACGUAAAAGUGAAGAUAAAAAUCUAACAAGUGCCGAAGAAGGGGUCGUGAAGAACAAUCCGCUGUUAAAUAUGACAGGGCAUUUCCAGCCAGAUACGAUCUACACCGACUCAACGAGCUCCGAUCCUGAAGCAGAUCUAGUCCAGCACAGCGAUGACAAAAAGACUAAAUUGGGUCACACAACUUCCGCCCUGGUCCAUUCACAGUACCAACACACUUUCGGUCUCCCGCCCUCAGUUUAUCUCGAUUCUAAUCAUCAAGACCCAUCAUCUAUCGAAAAACUCCCCGAAGAGAAUGUUUCCAUAGUUGAGACUCUCGAAGGGCGAGAUGACCGGAUCGAUUCUUUUAAAGCCCUCACAGGAACAGUCCGACGAAAAUUAUACUUCAACCCGGCCUAUUUCGAGCCCCAACUUCUAUUGACGCCUCCACCUGCCGCCCUUGAAUUUUUGGCAAAAAUCCGCGAAGUCAUAACAAUUGCCAAACAAAAAAUGGCCGCUAAAAAAUUCUCACCAAGCCUCAUCGUUAUCCCUGAAGAAGACAACUCUCACACUGAAUCACCCUACGACAACCCCAAACCUUCCAUGAGCCGUCGUAGUAGUAUGAUAAGCCUCAAACGUGAAAAUAGUCGUCGAAAAACUUGCACCGGAUGCCCAGGUUGUGAGCCUCAAGAUUUCACCCAAUUGUGCGGAAAACUCCCCGAAUUCCCCUCCCUGGGCGCUUGCAAAACCUGUUCGUCCACCGACAGCAAACAGAGGAGUAUCCGAAAGUGGCUCGAAGAUGUUCCUGUGUUGAAGCAAAGUGAAGAAGCUUUCGGAAGAACUCCAAAGAGGUUAAGAUCGCCAACUCGAUCGCUUCCAGAUGGAGCCGCCACCCCCUCGAGGGCGCUUUCCCCGCGACCGGCGUCCGAAAGAGCGACUUCGCCGGAAAAAAAUCACCGCCGAGUUUUUAAACCUAAAGCGCCGCCUCCGCCGCCCCCUGAACACCAAUACGAUUCGGUUCCUGUCGAGAAAAGGGAGAUGAGUUUCCCGCCACCGGAUAUGAUUCAUGAGGCAAUGGUGGUUGAUCAGGAGGAGAUUCGAAUUCCCACUCUUACGAAAAAGCAUAUGAGGGCGGUAAUUGAGGAGUUGGCCAUUCAGAGGGGGAUGGUUGAUUCGAGUCCGGAAACAGCAAAACGGGGGAUAAAUUAUGAAACGGAUAGUUUGGAACGAAACAGGGGGUACAGCACACCAACAGAAUAUGCAGAUCUUUCGUCUUCGCAGCCUAGUCCUAGCCUCAGUACUGCCCUACCCAUGGAUGAAGAAAUGACCAUGAGGAAUGCCAUAUUUAAUAAGAAGACCGGAAAUAUGACCAUUUCGAAAAUCAACGUGGAUUGUCUUCAUGAAGAUGAACACGACUAUGAACUAAUUGUUCUGAAAAAAGGCACUCUUCAGAAACAAAAUUUCUACAAGUUACCGGAGCUUCUCCAGAGGAGUAACGGUUAUAGUUUGGUUAGCGAGGUUUACGUCAAUAAUGGUUAUAACUACAGUAGUGCUCCUUCAUCUUCCAGCGAUUCCAAUUGUUCCACUUUUGACAGACGCACCCUCAAAGUUCGAUACGAAGACGGUGUCGAAAAGCCGGGCAAACUCCUCAUCGAAGUAAAAGACUGCGCUGAUCACUACAUCCCUGUGCAUGAUUCGGACAGCUUCGAGCCCGACACCCUUGACCGCAAACCUUCGAAACUUAAACUAACUCCUCGUUUCGAAGACGAAUUCAUUGACUCCCUCGAACGUCCCUCUCGCAUUCUCCUCCGAAGCAACGGGAGUUUCAAAAACAUCCCCUCAUCUCCCAUUCACAACACGAGCAACUUCAACCGAGUUUUCGGCAGUCUUCGUGAGAUUUACGAGGCCAAAACUCGAGGCUUCAAACCACCACCGAGUAGCUAUUCUGACAACGGUAUCGAAGGCCGGAUUUUAUCCCUUGAAGAGCGCCACUCGAAACGCCAGAGGAGAUUAACAACUCUCGGGAACAUCCCUCCCGAUUUGAUCCCCCCACCACCUCAUGGGGAUUCCCCCAUUUAUGAACACCCGAAGCCUCCCAGAAAGGUUCAUCCGGACGAUGAGGAGAUUCUGGUUAAACCUCCACUGCCUCCAAAAAACGUGAUUGGCAGGGGUGUCAGCAGGAAUACGGGAGGUAAGGUUGGCACUCCUGAGAGAUGGACGAAGCAAGAAGAUCCGGGAUAUUUGAGCGAUUCCAGUUCCCCCAAAUUGAAAAGUGAGAGCGAUGAAAGUGUUGAUGAGGGACAUAGUGAAUCAGGGGCAGAAAGUGUUGAAACACACUCGGUGUUUUUCGGCAGUUUCAGAAAACCAAAUUUUCUAGCUUUCGGGUCUAUGGACAGCGGAGUGGAUAGUAUGAAAGAGUCGCUCCAAAUUAAUAAAAUACUCGUAGUUAAUGAAAAGUCUUUCUCUUAAGGCUGACAUCUUCUUUUUUGUUGUUUAGCCACUUGUCUGUCGUCUGUGUGAUAUAGUUUAAGCGGGCCGGAAGUGCAAUUUUAGUCGAUAGGUUGCAAUACUAGAGUUAAGUAGGUUUAAGUCGGCAAUUUUGACUGCUGUAACUCAAACAGCUACAGCCAAAUCAUUCUUAGCAUAGGUUAGAAACAAGUGCAAUAAGUACUACCUUAUUUUAAAGCACCUUAAGAAAUCACGUGCAAUAUUUACCGUGUAGAAGUCUAGUUUUUAUUUAUACAUUUUUACAUAUUUUAAAUUAUUUGCUCAUGAUAAGUUAGAACUGUAUAUAGCAAUUUGCAGAGGGCGUAACGUGCAAGCUUCCACGUACCUGUAUUGUAUAAAGUCGGGAUUGGGGGCCGUACUGCAAAAUUGUUGGGUCGGUUAGGUCGGUUAUGGUGAAAAAAAGGCAAAACCACUUUGUUUCAUAUUUAUACUUUUGUUAAAAAAAUUUGAGGAAUAUAUCCAUGUUAACAA
Tribolium castaneum (red flour beetle) is the source of this 4026-nucleotide messenger RNA. RefSeq names its product shavenoid (gene sha). Gene Ontology annotation, cellular component: cell cortex. The coding region runs from base 214 to 3516 and encodes 1100 amino acids. NCBI's taxonomy places the organism in Eukaryota, Metazoa, Arthropoda, Insecta, Coleoptera, Tenebrionidae. The record is from RefSeq and is a predicted model, not a curated record. Gene Ontology annotation, biological process: imaginal disc-derived wing hair organization. The transcript is spliced from 10 exons.